UCAACUUCCGACGACCUCCUUUUCGAUCCAUUAUGUCAGCUUCCAGUGAUACAAAACGUGACUUUGUGUCAUCUGAACUUGGGACCAAAGAAUAUUGGGAUCAAGCAUAUGACAGAGAAAUCAAGUCAUUUAAUGACGUUGGAGAUGUUGGAGAAAUAUGGUUUGGAGAGGACAGCCAAGAGAGGGUGUUGGAUUGGCUGGAAGAUUAUGGAGGAGUAGUCACCGAAGACCCUGUGAUAGAUUUAGGCUGCGGCAAUGGGGUGAUGCUCCUGGAAAUGGCAAAGAGGGGAUAUUCUAACCUAACUGGGGUUGACUAUUCUGAGGGAGCCGUCCAGCUAGCCAGGUCUAUUGCAGAUAAGGAGGAAGUGGCCUGUAUUGACUAUCAAGUAGCUGACCUAAUUGCUGACGAUUGCACUCGGAAGUACACGUGUCUGACGAGGCAGUACAAGUUGGUGAUUGACAAGGGGACUUAUGAUGCAAUAAGUCUGAUUCCAGGCGAUGACAUCAAGACUCGACAAGCGUACCUUAAAACGGUCAGGCAAAUCCUCUCGAGUGAUGGAGUGUUUGUGAUAACAUCCUGCAACUGGACAAAGGAACAACUGCUACAUUUCUGGGAAACAGAUUUUAAGCUCUUUAAAACAAUACCCACCCCCAGCUUCCAAUUUGGUGGUAAAAAAGGCAGCACUGUGACAUCUCUCGUGUUCACACACAAGUCCUGAUGCAGAACAUUCGUCUGGCAGGGAUUACUGGUGAGGCUCAGCUGAACAGAUUCAUACUUCAUGUAAAUACCGGUACACAUUUUUAUAGUGAAAUAAACAUGUGAUCAUG
Messenger RNA from Magallana angulata, 828 nucleotides. Its product is annotated as EEF1A lysine methyltransferase 2-like. Gene Ontology annotation, cellular component: cytoplasm. Lineage: Eukaryota; Metazoa; Mollusca; Bivalvia; Ostreida; Ostreidae. The record is from RefSeq and is a predicted model, not a curated record. Bases 33 to 719 code for a protein of 228 amino acids. The transcript is spliced from 6 exons. Gene Ontology annotation, molecular function: protein-lysine N-methyltransferase activity. Gene Ontology annotation, biological process: peptidyl-lysine dimethylation; peptidyl-lysine monomethylation.